This is a messenger RNA of Kuraishia capsulata CBS 1993, 2100 nucleotides long. RefSeq lists its product as uncharacterized. Gene Ontology annotation, cellular component: cytoplasm. Gene Ontology annotation, biological process: glycogen biosynthetic process. Lineage: Eukaryota; Fungi; Ascomycota; Pichiomycetes; Pichiales; Pichiaceae. Gene Ontology annotation, molecular function: alpha-1,4-glucan glucosyltransferase (UDP-glucose donor) activity. The transcript has a single exon. The record is from RefSeq and is a predicted model, not a curated record. The coding region runs from base 1 to 2100 and encodes 699 amino acids.
AUGACCAGAGACGUCAAACACCAUUUACUCUUUGAGUGCGCCACUGAGGUGGCAAAUCGAGUCGGAGGUAUCUAUUCGGUGCUGAAGUCGAAGGCACCAAUCACAGUGGCAGAAUACCGCGAUCGCUAUACGCUUUUGGGCCCCUGGAAUCGUGCCUCUGCGUCGGUGGAAGUCGAGGAGUUACCGGUUCCUGACCCUCAUUUGAAGAAAACGCUUGAUUCUAUGGGAGAACGUGGAAUUCAGUAUUUGUAUGGGCGGUGGCUCAUUGAUGGGGCUCCCCGUGUCCUUCUGUUUGACCUGCAAUCUGCAGCCUACAACCUGGACGACUGGAAGAGGGAUCUCUGGAACAACACUGGAAUUCCUUCCCCAGCAUUUGACACGGAGACCAACGAUGCGAUUCUUUUGGGCUAUCUGGUGGCUUGGUUUUUGGGAGAGUACUCCUUUCACAACCAGAAGCAGGCCAUCAUCAUCCACGCUCACGAAUGGCUUGCGGGUAUUUGCUUGCCUCUUUGCCGAAAGCGUAAGAUCGACGUAACCUCCGUGUUUACCACUCAUGCCACUUUACUCGGGCGGUAUUUAUGUGCUGGCUCAGUUGAUUUCUACAACAAUCUUGACAAGUUUGACGUGGAUGCUGAGGCUGGAAAGCGCGGAAUUUACCACCGGUAUUGCAUCGAGCGUGCCGCCGCUCAUUCCGCAGAUGUUUUCACCACGGUUUCUCAUAUCACAGCUUAUGAGUCUGAGCACUUACUGAAACGUAAGCCCGAUGGUGUUCUGCCCAACGGUCUUAACGUGGUGAAGUUCCAAGCUGUUCAUGAGUUCCAAAACCUCCAUGCUGAGAAGAAAGAGAAGAUCAACGACUUCAUCAGGGGCCACUUCUACGGUAACCUUAACUUUAAAUUGAACAACACUCUGUACUUCUUCAUUGCCGGAAGAUACGAGUACCGCAACAAGGGUGUGGACUUCUUUAUUGAGUCGCUUGCUCGUCUCAACCACCGUCUGAAGGAGUCCGGUUCAAAGAUGACUGUUGUAGCAUUCAUCAUCAUGCCGGCACCAACACACUCCUACACUGUGGAGACUUUGAAGGGCCAAGCUGUUAUCAAACAGCUGGAAAAUUCCAUCAAGGAUAUCCAGAACUCUAUGGGAAAGAGACUGUUCGAGUUCUGCCAGAACCCAACUUUCUCUCAGACCUCGUCGCAGAUGGAGCUCCCAGAGAUCGACGACCUUCUCAAGCCUUCAGAUAGGGUCUUGCUCAAAAGACGUAUGUUUGCUCUCAAGAGGGAUUCGUUACCCCCAAUAGUUACUCACAACAUGGCCAAUGACUCGACAGACCCGAUCCUGAACCAGGUGAGAAGCGUGAAGCUCUUCAACACACCAGAUGACAGAGUCAAAAUCAUCUUCCACCCCGAGUUCCUUAAUGCCAACAAUCCAAUUUUGUCGCUUGAUUAUGAUGAGUUCGUCAGAGGUUGCCAUCUCGGUGUCUUUCCGUCAUACUAUGAGCCGUGGGGCUACACACCGGCGGAGUGUACCGUGAUGGGAAUUCCCUCAAUCACAACAAAUCUGUCUGGUUUUGGAUGCUAUAUGGAAGAUUUGAUUGAGAAUUCUACUGACUAUGGAAUCUACAUCGUCGACAGACGCAUGAAAUCUGUUGAUGAAAGUAUCAAUCAGCUGACGGACUACAUGUUUGAAUUCGUGGAGAAAACAAGAAGGCAACGGAUCAAUCAGCGUAACCGUGUUGAGCGUCUUUCUGAUCUGCUUGACUGGAAGCGCAUGGGGUUGGAGUAUGUCAAAGCUCGUGCUCUUGCUCUGAGAAGGGCUUAUCCAGACUCUUAUAACAAUCUGUCCAAUCAUGAGAAUCCUUUCGAGUCCGGCACCAACAUCAAGAUCACAAGACCUUUGAGUGCUCCAGGAUCCCCCGGUGACCGCUACACGGAGGGGCUGAUGACACCUGGUGAUUUAGGAACACUCCAGGAGAAUAACUCGGCGGACUAUUUUGAUUGGAAGCUAGCUGGUGGUCCCAGCGACUCAGAGGAUCAAGAUUUGACAUUGAGAGGUGUAUCUGUCGCGCCCAGUGACGCUAGCGAGAGUGAAGAGGAGAAAUAG